GCCCUUCUCCUCAUUCGCGCCUGCUCCCUCUCUCUCUUCAGCCUGCUAUUUAAUCAAUCUCUCUCUCUCUCUCCUUUUCUUGUUCUCUAUUAAAUAUAUAGUUGGAAUUUUUCUGGGUUUUGGGUAAGUUUUUUUUUUUAUAAUUAGAACAUAGUUUGUCAACUAGUUUUCUCUCUGAUUCAAUCUCCUUACACACAAAAGGAAGUUUUCAUUUUUUUCAACACCUUUCUGUAUAUUAUACUCAAUUCCAUAAAUUUCCCUAUUAAAAAAAAAUCAAAAUUUAAGUCUCUGUGUAUACUUAAAUUAUCAAAACCCCAACGACUGAUUCUUCGAAAUUUCCCACCCACCUCCUAAUUUUCCUACCAAAGUUUCAAUCUUUAAUACCUUUCAACACAAACCCUUGUCUUCAAUCUAAUGCGAUCAUCAAUCUUCAAUCUCAUCAGAGCUUAGAACACACAAAAUUCAAUGGGCAACACCUGCGUUGGCCCGAGUAUAGCCAAAAAUGGCUUCUUUCAAUCAGUUUCAGCCACUCUAUGGCGAGCUCGAUCACCCGAAGCAGAACCCGAAUCCACUAACCCCAAGAUCAACCCCAAUGGCCCGGAAAACAAGCCCCCUGAACCCGUUAAGAUCCCCGAACCAGACCCGAAACCCGUUAUCCGCCCGCGGCCCCCUACUGAAGAACAAAGCCCAAUCCCCAGCCCCCCUCCUCCUGUAAUCCCCCAUAAGAGAUCACCAUUGCAAGUAAACAGAGUCUCGAGUGGAGGCAGGCAAAAGAAUUCAGUCCUAAAGCACAAAACCCAAAACUUAAAGGACCUGUACUCCUUAGGAAAAAAGCUAGGAGCUGGCCAAUUUGGUACUACUUACCUCUGCAUUGAGAAGGAAACGGGCAAGGAAUUUGCUUGCAAGUCAAUCUUAAAGAGGAAAUUGACAUCCGAGGAUGAUAUCGAAGAUGUUAGAAGAGAGAUUCAAAUAAUGCAUCAUUUAUCGGGGAAUCCCAACGUUAUCUCGAUAAAAGGGGCUUAUGAGGAUGCAGUGGCCGUUCAUGUUGUGAUGGGGCUUUGUGCGGGUGGCGAGCUUUUUGAUAGGAUUGUGAAGAAAGGGCAUUAUACUGAGAGGAAAGCUGCAGAGCUCACUAGGGUUAUUGUUGGCGUUGUUGAGGCUUGUCACUCUCUGGGGGUCAUGCAUAGAGAUCUUAAGCCUGAGAACUUUCUGUUUGUUGAUCGGAGUGAGGAGGCGGCGCUUAAGACUAUUGAUUUUGGGUUGUCUGUUUUCUUUAAGCCAGGAGAAAUAUUCAAUGAUGUUGUUGGUAGCCCUUACUAUGUUGCACCUGAAGUCCUAAAAAAGCGCUAUGGACCGGAGGCAGAUGUGUGGAGUGCUGGAGUAAUUAUUUACAUUUUGCUUUGUGGUGUUCCUCCAUUUUGGGCAGAAACUGAGCAAGGCAUAUUUGAAGAAGUUUUGACUGGCAAGCUUGAUUUUGAGUCAGAUCCAUGGCCCAGUAUCUCAGCUAGUGCCAAAGAUCUUGUAAGGAGAAUGCUUGUUAGAGAUCCGAAGUGUCGGUUGACUGCUCAUGAAGUUCUAUGCCAUCCUUGGGUUCAGGUUGGUGGUGUGGCACCUGAUAAGCCUCUGGAUUCUGCGGUUCUUUCUCGCUUGAAACAAUUUUCUGCAAUGAACAAGCUAAAAAAGAUGGCUCUGAGAGUAAUUGCUGAGAACCUUUCUGAGGAUGAAAUUGCUGGACUCAAGCAAAUGUUCAAGAUGAUAGACACUGAUAAUAGUGGGCAAAUUACUUUCGAAGAACUCAAGGUUGGGUUAGAAAGAGUUGGUGCAAAACUUAAGGAGUCUGAAAUUUAUGCACUUAUGAAAGCAGCCGAUGUUGAUAACAGUGGCACAAUAGAUUACGGGGAGUUCAUAGCUGCAACUCUACAUCUAAACAAAAUCGAAAGAGAAGACCAUUUAUUUGCAGCAUUCUCUUAUUUUGACAAAGACGGUAGUGGCUAUAUCACUCAAGAUGAGCUACAACAAGCUUGCGAGGAGUUUGGUAUUGAAGAUGCUCAACUUGAGGAAAUGAUCCGAGAUGUUGAUCAAGACAAUGAUGGACUCAUAGAUUAUAAUGAGUUUGUAGCGAUGAUGCAAAAAGGUAAUGCAGUAUUUGGAAAGAAAGGGCCGCAGCAAAAUCUCAGUUUCGGUUUAAGAGACGCUCUAAAGCUCUAAGGGGCCUUUUCCUUCUUUUAUUUUUUCUUUUAAUCCUUACAUGUAGAUUUAUGAGAUUUUUAAAGAUGAGUUGUGAAGAACGGGAAGUGCUCUUAGAACUUAAAUUGUAAACAAAGUUAUAUUUGCAUCCUACUUGUUCUUCCAGCUACUUUGAGUAUUAAAAUCAAGUAUAGAGAACAAAUAAUGCUCACA
This is a messenger RNA of Asparagus officinalis (garden asparagus), 2400 nucleotides long. RefSeq names its product calcium-dependent protein kinase 10-like. The record is from RefSeq and is a predicted model, not a curated record. NCBI's taxonomy places the organism in Eukaryota, Viridiplantae, Streptophyta, Magnoliopsida, Asparagales, Asparagaceae. Gene Ontology annotation, cellular component: nucleus; cytoplasm. Gene Ontology annotation, biological process: protein autophosphorylation; peptidyl-serine phosphorylation; intracellular signal transduction. The transcript has 7 exons. The coding region runs from base 466 to 2208 and encodes 580 amino acids. Gene Ontology annotation, molecular function: calcium/calmodulin-dependent protein kinase activity; ATP binding; calmodulin binding.